Molecule: messenger RNA, 669 nt
Organism: Brassica oleracea var. oleracea
Lineage: Eukaryota; Viridiplantae; Streptophyta; Magnoliopsida; Brassicales; Brassicaceae
Product: probable acyl-activating enzyme 17, peroxisomal
Exons: 3
Coding region: 198-437 (79 amino acids)
Source: RefSeq, a predicted model, not a curated record
GUUUAUGGGGUUAACACAUAUUUAGGGUAUAGGGUUUCAUGUAGAACACAUCGGGAGACAAUCCUGGGGGUAAUUGGCUUCCUGGAGCAUACCUGAACCCUGCGAGGAACUGUUUGAGUAAUAGUGCAAAGAAAAGGUCGGACGACGUUGUGAUCAGAUGGCGUAACGAAGGAAGCGAUGAUCUUCCGGUCAACGCCAUGACGCUUCUUGAGUUACGGUCACAUGUUUGGUUAACUGCACAUGCUCUUAACGCUUUGGGUUUGGAGGAAGAGUCAGCAAUCGCUAUUGACAUGCCGAUGAACGUUGAGUCAGUGAUCAUAUACCUUGCCAUUGUUCUAGCUGGUCACGUUGUUGUUUCUAUAGCUGAUAGCUUCUCUCCCCGUGAAAUAUCGACGCCGCUUAAAAUUUCAAAAGCAAAAGCCAUAUUUACUCAGUGACUCAAUUACAUGCUGUAUACGGAGAAUGGAUGGAGAGAGACUCUUAGUUGGAGUUGAGAGAAUGUUCCCUGCUUAUGAUGGUUAUACACAUGGUGAACUUAUGCAUGUCACGAGUGAUCGACAAGUGCAGAACUUGAUUGAGUUAUUUAAUACACACUUAGUACGUCUUUAUGUAUCAAGCCAACGCUAAGUACACUACACAUUUUUGGUUUGGAUAUAUGUUAGAAACCAA